GCCCGCCUCCCGCCUUCUGCCUCCAUCCCUCGUCGUCUCACUGGCCCCCGGCCGUCUUCUCCCUUUGCUUCUUGUCUUUUUGUCUCCAACCCAGACUUUGUAUCAACCCCCAUGACUUCAGAGUCCCAGCAGCCCGCCGGCGCCUCCGUCAUUCGCAGCCAGUUCGUCAACCACGGCAGCAACUUUUCCCGAAAGGCGCGUGAGUUGGCCCAUCUGAACGGCCUUGUCCCUCCCGCCUUCGAAACCCUUGGCCAGCAGGUCAAUCGCUGCAUCACCUACUUCCGCACCCUGCAGACCGGCCUGGAAAAGUACUCGUAUCUGAAUCGCAUCAAGAACGAGGAUGUCGACCUCUUCUACAAGCUCGUCAUUGAGCAUAUGGCUGAAAUCUGCCCCAUCAUCUACACCCCCACUAUUGGCGAGGUCUGCCAAAAGUUCUCGUUCAUCUACACUCCUGGCUUCUGUGAGGGUCUUUUCCUCUCGAUCGAGUACCAGGAUUACAUCGACGAGGUCUUGGCCAACUGGCCCCACCCUGCCCCUGAGAUCUGUGUCAUCACCGAUGGCAGUCGUAUCCUUGGCCUCGGUGAUCUUGGCAUCAACGGCAUGGGUAUUCCCAUCGGCAAGCUCUCGCUCUACGUCGCCGCUGCUGGUUUCCAUCCCGCUCGCACCCUUCCCAUCACCCUCGAUCUCGGCACCAACACCGAAAAAUACCGCAACGACCCCCUCUACAUCGGUACUCGCCGUGCUCGUCCUGCCGACGAUGAGUUCUUUGCCUUCAUCGACAAGGUCAUGGUUGCUCUGAAGAAACGAUGGCCCCAGCUGCUCGUCCAAUUUGAGGAUUUUUCGUCCGAGCAUGCCUUUGAUACCCUGAGCCGAUACAAGAACCGGUACUUUAUGUUCAACGACGACAUCCAGGGCACCGGCGCCGUCAUCCUCGCCGGCUUCAUCAACGCUGUCCGCCUCUCCGGCAUUCCGCUUUCGCAGCACCGCAUUGUCUUCCUUGGUGCCGGCUCUGCUGGUGUCGGUGUCGCCUCCCAGCUCCAAGAAUACAUCAAGAAGGCCGGCAACCUGAGUCACGAAGAGUCUGCCAAGCUCUUCUGGCUCGGUGAUUCCAAGGGCCUCGUCACCUUUGACCGUGGCGAUACCUUGCCGCACCACAAGACCCUCUUUGCCCGCUCCGACAACGCCGGCCAGCAAUUCAAGUCCCUCGACGAGAUCCUCGACUAUGUCAAGCCCACCUGCUUGAUCGGCCUCUCCAGCCAGGGCGGUGCCUUCACCCCCGAGAUCAUCAGGAAAAUGGGCGCCCUUAACGACAAGCCCAUUAUCUUCCCUCUCUCCAACCCCAGCUCCAACGCCGAGUGCAACUUUGAGCAGGCCAUGGUCCACACCGAGGGCCGUGUCCUGUUUGCCUCGGGCACCUCGUUCCCCUCCUUCCCUCAUCCCAAGACUGGCAAAGUCAUUGUCCCUGGUCAGGGUAACAACAUGUACAUCUUCCCCGGCCUCGGUCUCGGCGCCGUCGUUGCCAAGGCUCUCCACGUCACCGAGGAACAAAUCUACCAGAGCGCCGUCACCCUGUCGGCCUCGCUCACCGAGGAGGAGAAGCAGGAGCAGCUGCUCUACCCCAAGCUGAACCGCAUCCGUGACAUCUCGGCCCUCAUUGCUCGUGACGUCAUCCUGGUCGCCCUCAAGGAGGGUCUUGCCACCGACUCCGAGGUGCUUGAGCUCUACGGCGCCUCUGCUGGCACCGUUCCUUCCAAGGACAAGCACGAGAGUCCCGAGCUCGCCCAGAAGCUGCUCGAGAUUGUCCAGAGUCGGAUGUACGAUCCUGCCAAGACUCACGAAAGUGAACUGAUCAGCGGUAUCCGCUCGCCGCAGUCUCCCGUUGGCCCGACAAGCGGCUUCUCGGCCUACAUCCCCAAGUGGUUGGCCAAGUUCCUGUCGUAGAUAGAACCGACACGACUACCGCUGCCGAUCAUGAUGGUCUGUUUCCGCAGGAUCGGCGGUGGGGCUAUGGUAAUGAUUUGAAGUUCUGCUCAUUCCCAAUACACCAAUUGCUUUGUUCACUCGAGACAGUGACGUGCUCUAUUUCAGCUCAUUGCGUGCCCUUUGGUGCAGCUGAUGAUGGGGCCUCACGGACGGCUCCGGUCCUGGGUGCUGCCCUGUGUGCAUCGCAACGAGUCCAAUACAAUGUGACUCUGUUGAAAGAGGACACCUCCACGCGUG
Molecule: messenger RNA, 2220 nt
Organism: Polychytrium aggregatum
Lineage: Eukaryota; Fungi; Chytridiomycota; Chytridiomycetes; Polychytriales
Product: malate dehydrogenase
Exons: 4
Coding region: 112-1941 (609 amino acids)
Biological process (GO): pyruvate metabolic process; malate metabolic process
Cellular component (GO): mitochondrion
Molecular function (GO): NAD binding; malate dehydrogenase (decarboxylating) (NAD+) activity
Source: RefSeq, a predicted model, not a curated record